This is a messenger RNA of Dermatophagoides farinae (American house dust mite), 1305 nucleotides long. RefSeq names its product testis-specific serine/threonine-protein kinase 4. Gene Ontology annotation, molecular function: ATP binding; tau-protein kinase activity. Gene Ontology annotation, biological process: intracellular signal transduction; protein phosphorylation; microtubule cytoskeleton organization. The record is from RefSeq and is a predicted model, not a curated record. NCBI's taxonomy places the organism in Eukaryota, Metazoa, Arthropoda, Arachnida, Sarcoptiformes, Pyroglyphidae. Gene Ontology annotation, cellular component: cytoplasm.
AUUUAAAUCAAGUUUAAUAUUCUCGAAAAAAAGAUGUUAACAGCCAUCUACGAAUAAUGAGCAAAAAACAAAGUCAAGGAAAAUCCGGUGGAUCUUCGGCGUCUUCAAUCGAUAUUGAUCCAAAAACAGCGGCAGUAUUCAAACGUAAAAAUUAUCACAUCUUAAAUCGUCUUGGAGCUGGAGCAUUCGGAACGGUUUACAAAGCUGAACGAAUCAAUCAGCCAAAUGAAUUGUCAGCGGUAAAAGUAUUGGAACUGACACAGAUGACUGCCAAUUAUCGAGCAAAAUUUUUGCCACGUGAACUUCAAGCAUUGAUCGAAACAAAACAUGAAAAUAUAGUCGAUGUUUUCGACAUUAUACGUGCAAAUCAACGUAUCUAUAUUUUCAUGGAAUUCAUGGGUGGUGGUGAUAUUGCAGGCUAUGUACGUAAGAAUAAUGGCAUGUCAUUGAAAUUGGCUUGCGUAUGGUUUUUACAGAUAACCAACGGUCUACAACAUCUUCAUGAACAAUUAUUAAUGUGUCAUCGAGAUAUCAAAUUAGACAACAUGCUAUUGAAUGAGCAAAACAUUGCUAAAUUAUCAGAUUUUGGAUUCGCAAGACAAUCAUUUGAUUCUGCUACAAAUAAGGUUUUAAUGUCGACGACAUUUUGCGGUACAUUACCUUAUUAUUGUCCACAAUUGUUGCAAAAAGUUCCGUAUGAUCCAUUCAAAGCCGAUGUCUGGGCAAUGGGUGUUUCGUUUUUCAUAAUGCUUGAGAAUCGUUUUCCAUUCCAUUUCAAAGAAAAACCAUUGAUGUUACAGGAAAUGACCGAUUUUCCAAAAUUCAUUCGAUCUAGAUACAGUAAGGAAUUGUCGAAUGACGCGAGACGAUUAUUGGAAACAAUGUUGAAUCCAAAUGAAAAAGAACGUGUAAACAUAGGUGACGUGCAACAUAAUCGAUGGCUACAUCGUACAGGAUCUAUUUCCAAAAUGGACAAAGUGAUCCCGAAAGUUCAUGCUGAAGAAGAAGAAGAGGAAGAAUUAGUCGAUCCGAUGAAUGUAUUACGUGAACGAUGUACAACCGAACAUUGUCAAUCAUUGAAGGAUAAAUAUGAAGCCUGUAAUGAUCGUGUCAAUUCUAAAUCGGCAACUGCUGAAAAUUGUUUUGAAGAAAUUGUCGAUUUCCUCCAUUGUGUGGAUCAUUGUGUAGCACCAAAAUUGUUCUCCAAACUUGUAUAACGAUAAUAUGAUUCAUUGGAAAUAUAAAAAUGUCGCAAUUCAGUUCGUAAUUUUGAAUGAUGAAUAAAUUUGAACACAAUAAUAAUUA